This is a messenger RNA of Triticum turgidum subsp. durum (durum wheat), 873 nucleotides long. The record is from the annotation of a GenBank genome assembly. Lineage: Eukaryota; Viridiplantae; Streptophyta; Magnoliopsida; Poales; Poaceae.
AUGGCUUCCAGCGUGCGGCAGCCAUGGCACCUCCUCCUGAUCGUCCUCCUCCCGUCCUUGGCCACGGCGACGGUGUUCGACAACAACUACGUGCCCUCGUGGGGCGCAGACGGCUACCACCUCGUCGACCAGGGCACGGAGACCCGUCUCACCAUGGACAGAACCUCCGGCGCAGGGUUCCGCUCCAGGUCGACGUACGGGUCGGGGUUCUUCCGCAUGAGGAUCAAGGUGCCCGGAGGGUACACGGCCGGAGUCGUCACAGCCUUCUAUCUGGCGUCGGAAGCACCUUAUGAUGGCGGUGACCGCGACGAGGUGGACUUCGAGUUCCUGGGCAACGUGGACGGCGAGAACAUCACCCUCCAGACCAACGUCUUCGUCAACGGCGACGGCGACAGGGAGCAGAGGCUCAACCUGUGGUUCGACCCGGCAGCCGACUUCCACGAGUACAAGAUACUCUGGAACCCUUACCAGCUCGUGAUAUUGGUGGACGAUGUGCCGAUACGGGUGCUGAGGAACCUGACGGGGCAGGUGCCGGAGUACGAGUUCCCGGCGAAGCAGAUGGGCGUGCGGGCGAGCCUGUGGGACGGCUCCGACUGGGCGACGGACGGCGGCAGGAUCAAGAUCGACUGGGGCCGCGCGCCCUUCACCGCGGGGUUCCGGGGCUUCGACGUCGACGCCUGCGCCAACACCAGCUCGACGCCGUGCGACUCGACGGACCUGUGGUGGAACGCCCGCAGGCACAGGCGGCUGUCCGUCCGGGAGCAGGCGGCCUACGAGCACGUCCGGAGGACGUACAUGAACUACGACUACUGCGCCGACAAGGAUCGGUUCCAGAACGGCAAGGUGCCGGUUGAGUGCAGCUACACUACAUAG